This is a messenger RNA of Priapulus caudatus, 815 nucleotides long. Its product is annotated as fibronectin-like. The transcript has 3 exons. Lineage: Eukaryota; Metazoa; Priapulida; Priapulimorpha; Priapulimorphida; Priapulidae. Gene Ontology annotation, molecular function: protein binding. The coding region runs from base 135 to 527 and encodes 130 amino acids. The record is from RefSeq and is a predicted model, not a curated record.
CAAGUCAACGGCAAUGCGAUAGCAAUUUUGAACGAGCAGAUUUCUAUGGCUCAGUCUGCCUACCUUGAAUUUUGUAAGCGCCAUGAGCUCACGGAGGAUGAGUCAUGCCGAUAUAAUCUACGUGAUGCAGGGUGAUGAGCCUGCAUAGUUGCGAAAAUUCUCCUCAUACUCUGCCUGAUGUGCAGAACCCUCUUCUAAAACCACCGACAAACGUGCGGGCAGUCUACAACAGUGAGGACAUGAUUGUUAUUCACUGGGAACCACCAGACACGUCUAUACCAGUUAUCAAAUACACGGUCUCAUGUCAUGUAGCCAGAGAUGCUGAUUUAUCAGUGCAACUGCAGCGAGUGACGGGCCUGUCGAACUCUGCGUCCUUCUCCGGCCUGCAGCCGAUGACGUCGUAUUCGAUCGGCGUUUCCGCGCAGUACGACAACACGGAGUUUCGCAAGGCGGGAGUCAUGACGGCGUCCACGAGGUUGAACGUCAGCGACGACGUCGGUACGCGAAACGCGCAAGGCGGUGCUUAGUAAAGCUGCCACUUCUUUAUCGCCUUUUACAUCCUGUCCGUGUAUUAUUUUGUCCUGUAAUUCUUCAGUGUCUUGUACUGAUUGUCAGUGUGUUAUUUGUUCUGUACUUCUUGUCUUUGUGUUAUUGCGUCCUGUGCUUCUUUAUGUUCUUGUAGGUACUGCUUGUAUUAUUUUGUCCUGUAUUAUUUUCUUCACGGUCUUGUACUGAUUGUCAGUGUGUUAUUUUGUUCUGUACUUCUUGUCUUUGUGUUAUUGUGUGCUGUACUUCUGUAUUGUCUUGUACUACUU